UCAAAUGGAAACAUAAGUUAUCGAUCAAAACAACGAAUGACAAAAUAAGUUAACUUUAAAAUGUUUUAUAGGAAAUUCAAUCCUUGAGCUGGUUUGCAUCUUUAAAAAUGGGUUCUAUUAUUGAAGAUAACAGUUCCUAUGACUUUGAAGCUUCAAUACAGACAACCCGGAUUUUGAAAAUUUUGAGUAACUCCAUAAAGAACACAGAAGUGGUUCUUUGCCUUCCACUUUUGUUGCACAAUAAAGGUGCAGUACUCAAAAACUAUUUUCUUCCGGACCAAGUAAACUUCAUCAGGAAUGUGUGCAAAAAACUCUCGGCUAAACCGGGUUUGGGUGGUAAAGAUGAUGAGGAUCUCCAUUCUGAAAUGUGCGUGGUCAUCGAUUUGAUACUGAGCAAACAAAAACUGGUGGAUUAUUGCCGCUCUUCUUUAUCUGAAGAUAUAUCCCCUGGGGGUUUAGCUUUAUUGAGAAACUUGGAAGAGUUGCGGUUCUGCGUAGCUCAGCGGCUGCGUGUGACGCCCAAAAUGGAGGCUGCCCAAGAUGCUGAAUUACGCAGACUCUACCAACAGAACUUACGGAACAAGGAGGAGGUCGAUCGUCUUACAGAGAAGCUGAACAAACUAACCGCAGAAACCGAGGCUGAAGUUGAGGACAAGAAACAGCUGAUUCGUGAACAGCUUGAGAAGAUUGAUAAGCUUAAAAAGCAGUGCAAGGAUAGUAUCAAGAAAAAAAUGGAUGAAGCAGAGAGACAAAUCAGUUGGGAUAUCAGAAACAGCGAAUACCUCCUCGAGGAACUACAGUCAGCAGCAAAGGCUGCACAAUAUCGUCGGGACAAUCAGCUCAAAGAUCAUCUCAACUCUGAAAAAGAGCUGCGGGCUAAAAGGUACAAAGUAGAGUCACAGUUGGUAGCCCUGUUGCAGAAGUACGACUCAGACAUCGGUGAGAGACAAGCACAACUGGAGGAGCUAACAGCGCAGUUCGAAGCAGAGAAGGAGCAAAUGGCUCAGCUUCAGGUUAAAUUCGAUGAACAGGAAUAUGAAUAUGAGAACUUGAUGUUGGAGAAGGAACAGUACGAGAGAAGACAAUGGGAGGCGAAGUUAUACGACAUACGAUGUCGCGUCGCCGCUCGUAAGAUACAGAGAUUCUGGAGAGCCUACCUGGCUACCAAGGCGAAGGGGAAAAAAGGAAAGAAGGGCAAGAAGAAGAAGUAAUCGUAAAACAACUGGUAGAAAAAAUUAAAAUUAAAUGGUAAUAAUAUCCUAAACUUCAUUUGAAGCCCCAAUAGAUUUUUUUAACAGAAAGACUAAAAAUUUCAUAUUGGAAUAUGUAGUCAUUAAAUUUAUCUUAUGAAUCUUAUAGCAACUAGUAGCAAAAGCUGAAAUUAAUUGGUAAAUUUUAUUUUAUAUAUUUUCUAAACUUCAUUAGAAGAGCUAAUAGAACAGAAUGACUAAAAAUUACGAAUUGGAAUAAUUGUUAAAUUUAUUUUAACGAUCUUAAAAAAAAUCUGUAAUUAUUAGUGAUGACUUUGCAUGUUACUUAUUUCAUUAGUAAAAGAAAAUAGUGCAUUGA
Molecule: messenger RNA, 1569 nt
Organism: Macrosteles quadrilineatus (aster leafhopper)
Lineage: Eukaryota; Metazoa; Arthropoda; Insecta; Hemiptera; Cicadellidae
Product: dynein regulatory complex protein 10-like
Exons: 7
Coding region: 108-1211 (367 amino acids)
Source: RefSeq, a predicted model, not a curated record